This is a messenger RNA of Hypomesus transpacificus, 1103 nucleotides long. RefSeq names its product muscle segment homeobox 3 (gene msx3). The coding region runs from base 145 to 966 and encodes 273 amino acids. The record is from RefSeq and is a predicted model, not a curated record. Gene Ontology annotation, biological process: embryonic morphogenesis; regulation of transcription by RNA polymerase II. Lineage: Eukaryota; Metazoa; Chordata; Actinopteri; Osmeriformes; Osmeridae. Gene Ontology annotation, molecular function: RNA polymerase II transcription regulatory region sequence-specific DNA binding; DNA-binding transcription factor activity, RNA polymerase II-specific. Gene Ontology annotation, cellular component: nucleus. The transcript has 2 exons.
GCGAUACUUGUGGAACUUUAAUAGCGGGUAGCAACGUUCGUGCGUAAAAGUUGAAGCCAUAUUCAGAGGGCACAGAGAGGCGCCCCAAGACAGGAGAGUAACAGGUUGUCGAGGAGUUACCAUAGACUUCGAUACAGAAGUUGCAUGGCCCCGCUCUCGUGCGUAAUGAAUCCUGCGCAGGGAUCACCAGCCACUGCUCAAGUGGAUGACUUACCAGAUGAUCGCAACGACAGCAAGGAAAUAGAACUCCAGACGCGCGAUUUGGCGACGCCAGUUAAACGAUGCAAAACCAAAAGUUUGAAUCUGCCUUUCAGUGUGGAGUCCCUGAUAUCUAACAGGGCGCCGGGUCGGACUCACUAUUCAUCAGAUCCAGGGCUGGCUAAAAACCAGACAGAGGUGAAAGUUUGUCGGUCCCCAAUGGGACUUUACGCGGAGAAGCGAUUUCCUCUCAGUGGGGGAGCUGACCUGUCUGACAGCCCUAAGAGAGAGACGGUAGAGCUCAGUGACAAGGAACAGUGCUCUUGGUUUCAAGCUGAAUUCGCGUCACCUCCAAGGCAUCCUAGUCCACCACCCUGCCCUCUGCGGAAACACAAGAACAACAGAAAACCAAGAACCCCAUUCACCACCUCCCAGCUUCUGUCUUUGGAGAGAAAGUUCCGUCAGAAACAGUACCUAUCCAUUGCUGAGAGAGCCGAGUUCUCUAACUCGCUCAGCCUUACAGAGACCCAGGUCAAGAUCUGGUUUCAGAACCGGAGAGCCAAAGCGAAGAGACUACAGGAGGCCGAAAUAGAGAAACUGAAAUUGGCUACCAAACCCCUACUCCCGGCUUUCGCAUUUCCCUUUCCUCUGGGCGCACAUAUGAACCCACCGUCUCUAUACGGCGCUGUUAACGGAUCGUUUCCACGGCCAGCUUUACCGGUACCCGGACUAUUCAGUGGACCCUAUGGGAUGUACUACCUUUCUUAAUGCAUACAAACUGAAUUGUUGGAAAGACCGUUCCAACAUGCAAACUCGCCACGGAUUACUUCUCAGUUGCACCGUCCUCAUUCCCGUCAUUUGGCCUAUCCGUUAUAUUUCUGGAUUUUAAAACAUAAUUGCAGGUU